This is a messenger RNA of Triticum dicoccoides, 2341 nucleotides long. Its product is annotated as probable auxin efflux carrier component 3b. The coding region runs from base 167 to 1960 and encodes 597 amino acids. Gene Ontology annotation, biological process: auxin export across the plasma membrane; auxin polar transport. The record is from RefSeq and is a predicted model, not a curated record. Lineage: Eukaryota; Viridiplantae; Streptophyta; Magnoliopsida; Poales; Poaceae. The transcript has 5 exons. Gene Ontology annotation, molecular function: auxin efflux transmembrane transporter activity. Gene Ontology annotation, cellular component: endoplasmic reticulum; plasma membrane.
CACCGCACUGCCCCGCGAUCCACUCGCCCUCCAUCGAUUUGCAUGCAACCGACUCCGGAUCGAUCCCUCCACUGAUCGCCCAGUCAAAGAUCGCUCGGCCGGCGGCGCGGUGAUCGUCGUCGUCCUCGGAGAAGGAGGUCCUGUACGUGGCCGGCUGGGCGGCGCCAUGAUCUCGUGGCAUGAUCUGUACACGGUGCUGACGGCGAUGGUGCCGCUGUACGUGGCGAUGAUCCUGGCGUACGGCUCCGUGCGGUGGUGGGGGGUGAUCACGGCGGACCAGUGCGCCGGGAUCAACCGCUUCGUCGCCGUCUUCGCCGUCCCGCUGCUCUCCUUCAAGGUCAUCUCCGGCAGCAACCUGUACGCCAUGGACCUGCGCUUCGCCGCCGCCGACACGCUGCAGAAGCUCCUCGUCCUCGCCUCGCUCGCCGUCUGGUCCCGCCUCCCCGUCCCCUUCGCCGGCCUCGACUGGUCCAUCACGCUCUUCUCCUCCGCGACCAUGCCCAACACGCUCAUCAUGGGCAUCCCGCUCCUCGUCGCCAUGUACGGCCGCCACGCCGGCGACCUCAUGGUGCAGAUCGUCGUGCUCCAGUGCAUCAUCUGGUGCACGCUGCUGCUCUUCCUCUUCGAGUUCCGCGCCGCGCGCCUCCUCAUCUCGGGCAGGUUCCCGGCCGCCGCCGUCGCGGACGUGCGCGUCGACCCCGACGUCGUGUCGCUCGACAGCAGCCACGCCGAGGCGCAGGCCGAGGUCGCGCCCGACGGGAGCAUGCGCGUCGUCGUGCGCCGGUCCGCGGCGUCGGUCUCCCGUCGCUCCCUCCACAACGGCGCCGCGGCGGGGAUGUCGCCGCCGCGCGGGUCGAACCUGACCGGCAUAGAGAUCUACUCGGUGAGCUCGUCGCGGAACCACACGCCCAGGGGCUCCUCCAGCUUCACCCACGGCGACUUCUCCGCGACCACGGGAGGCGGGGGCGGCGCCGCGCCCGCUCUGCCGCCGCCGCCGCCGCCGCACGGCGCGGUGCGCGCGUCCAGCUUCGGCGCGGCCGACCUGUUCUCGCUGCACUCGUCGCGGCAGCACACGCCGAGGCCGUCCGCCAGCUACGACGAGCACGCGCCGCGGGGCAGAUCGGCGGCGGCCGUGGCGCCGGUGGACGACCCCAAGGACAACGUGCACAUGUUCGACUGGAGCUCCGGCGCGUCCGGCGCGUCCGAGGUGAGCGGCCUGCCGGUCUUCCGCAGCAGCACCAAGGAAAGCGGCCGCCGGCGUGCCCCCUCCGACACGACGUCCAUCAACUCCGACUCCUCCAGAUCGAACCGGCCGGGGGCGACCGGCGGCGAGCGCGUCAAGUCCGAGGCGGCCACGCAGGAGUCGCUGGAGAGGCUGGAGGCCGGCACGGAGGCGGCGGAGAAGGAGCAGGAGCAGGAUGAGACGAAGAAGGACGGCGGCGAGGUGGGAAAGCCGCCGGCGAGCGUGAUGCUGCGGCUGAUCCUGACCAUGGUGUGGCGCCGGCUGAUCCGGAACCCCAACACGUACGCCAGCGUCGUCGGCCUCGUCUGGUCACUCAUCGAGUUCCGGUACCACGUCACCAUGCCGGCGAUCGUGGCCAAGUCCAUCUCCAUCCUCUCCGACGCGGGGCUGGGGAUGGCCAUGUUCAGCCUGGGGCUGUUCAUGGCCCUGCAGCCCAAGCUCAUCGCCUGCGGCAAAUCGGCCGCGGCGUCCACCAUGGCCGUCCGCUUCCUGCUCGGCCCGGCGGUCAUGGCCGUCUCCUCCGCCGCCGUCGGCCUCCGAGGCACGCUGCUGCGCAUCGCCGUUGUCCAGGCCGCUCUGCCGCAAGGGAUCGUGCCGUUCGUCUUCGCCAAAGAGUACAACCUCCACGCCGCCAUUCUGUGCACCGGGGUCAUAUUUGGCAUGCUAAUAGCUGUUCCGAUCGUCCUCCUCUACUACAUCAUCCUUGGGCUGCUAUGACAGAUGACUCACCAUGAACGAAAUGUUCUCACAUGUCGGAGAUCAAACUGAUGUAGGGGUUCCGACGCAAGAUUGCUUCGCGGUAGCUUGAUUUCUUCUGUUAUAGCCGGCAAUGCACCGCUGAGUUUGAACUCCCCCCCUUUCACAAAUCAUAAGGAUCUGCGGCGCAUGGAACUGUUUGGCUGAGAUUAAUUGGAGUCGAAGAAAAUAUUUCGGGCACAGAAGUUUUAGCAAACUUUGGUUAUUUCCUACUGUAACAUGAAAUAAAACCUAAUGGCUAGUAUAGUUGGUUAAUUAGGGACUAGCUGUACAAAGGUGUUGUGUUUUCCAUAAAUAUUUGGCAAUUAAGACAAAGAUGAGGAAAAGUCAUGAUUGUUUUUC